AUGGUGCUGGCUUUUGGCCAGGCAAACAGUUCGCUGCGGCUACCAAUCGACCUCGACCUGGAGCAACCGUUGCCAGGCUUCGAUUCCAUUGCUUCAGCGCUUGAAGACCUUGCAGCCGGAAAGCUAAUCGUUGUGUUGGACGAUGAGGAUCGCGAGAACGAGGGCGACCUAAUCAUGAACGCGGAUAAGGUCACGACGGAGACGAUGGCAUUCUUGGUCGAACACACAAGCGGCGUGGUUUGCAUCUCCAUGGAGGGCCGCGACCUGGACCGCCUCCGUCUCCCGCUAAUGGUCAGCAGCGCAGAGAAUGAAGAGUCGAUGUACACCGCCUUUACUAUCACCGUUGACCUGCGGGACGGCAUCACCACGGGCAUUUCCGCCGCCGACCGCGCCAAGACCAUCCGCCGACUGGCCGACCCCAAUGCCACGGCCGGCGAUUUCCGACGUCCCGGUCACAUAUUCCCUCUGCGGUAUCGCCCAGGCGGCGUCCUGGUCCGCCCUGGUCACACGGAAGCUGCAGUAGACCUGGCCCGCCUUUCUGGCUCUUUCCCUGCCGGCGUGCUUUGUGAGUUGGUCAACAAGGAGGACGGAAGUAUGGCCCGCACACCGCAGCUCCUGGAUUUUGCCCGUCGUCACGGCCUACGCUGUGUCACGAUAGCCGACCUCAUCCGCUACCGCCUGCGCCAGGAUGCGCUGGUGGCUCCAGCUUGCGAGCCCAGCCCCGUCAUCGCCGGCGUCGCAAGCGGCGGCGCAGCCUUCACGGCUCACUGCUUUCGGUCCACCGUAGAUGGCACCGAGCACCUGGCUUUCGUACACGGCGCCGUGGCGGAUUCGGUCUCCGAUGUGCUAGUUUACAUCCACCAAGAGCGAACUGUCGGCGACCUACUCAAUGCCCCCGAGCCGCCAGGCCCCAGUGGUUUCAAUGGCAGCGGCACACACUCCUUGAACGCGGCGCUGGGGACCGUCGCGCAGGCGGGCGCGGGCGUGGUUUUGUACCUCCGCGGCCAAACAGCGCGCGGCCUGGCUCCCUCAACGGAGCUGGCGGCGCUUGGCGGCAACAGCAGCAGCGGUGGCGGUGGCGGCAGACGACUUUACUCCUGGGACCUGAAGGAUGCCGCAAUCGCGGCGCAGAUGCUACAGGCGUUGGGCGUGCGAUCGGUGGCGCUCGCAGGUGCGGCUGAGGAGGGCAGCGGCAGCACGGCGGCUGCGGGUAUGGCCACAGCGCUGCGCAGUUGCGGCAUGAGUGUGCGACAGGUAUUGGUGCCGGCACCGGCGCAGGUGGCGGCAGCGGCAGUGGCGCCGCAGCACAACGGCAAUGGCAACGGCGCGGGGCAUGUGCGGGGAGGGCCACAACAGCCGCUACAGACAGCGGGGCAUAGGUAA
Molecule: messenger RNA, 1383 nt
Organism: Volvox carteri f. nagariensis
Lineage: Eukaryota; Viridiplantae; Chlorophyta; Chlorophyceae; Chlamydomonadales; Volvocaceae
Exons: 1
Coding region: 1-1383 (460 amino acids)
Biological process (GO): riboflavin biosynthetic process
Cellular component (GO): cytosol
Molecular function (GO): 3,4-dihydroxy-2-butanone-4-phosphate synthase activity
Source: RefSeq, a predicted model, not a curated record